This is a messenger RNA of Dermatophagoides pteronyssinus (European house dust mite), 1989 nucleotides long. RefSeq names its product threonylcarbamoyladenosine tRNA methylthiotransferase-like. Lineage: Eukaryota; Metazoa; Arthropoda; Arachnida; Sarcoptiformes; Pyroglyphidae. The record is from RefSeq and is a predicted model, not a curated record.
AUGGCCACGGACGGAGGCGCGACGCAUAGCGUGGCUCAGCAGAGCGCAUCUUACGUGCCACGCACAGCUUAUUUUUACGACCCCGACAUCGGCUCCUACUACUACGGGUCGGGUCACCCGAUGAAGCCACAGCGCGUGCGCAUGGCGCACUCACUCAUUCUGUCCUACGACUUGUACAAGGAGCUGGACGUAUUUCAGCCCCACUACGCAUCGAUGCUUGAGCUGACGAAGUUCCACAGUCCUGACUACGUGGACUUUCUUGCUUCUGUGUCGGUCGAGAACUACAAGGUCGUCUCUGCGAAGCUGCCGGGCGUCGAAGAGGCCUUCUACUUGUGCUCGCGCGUCAUGACCGUCAGCUUCCACCGCUAUGGCGACUACUUUCCAGGCACCGGCAGCAUCCUGGACGUGGGCGGCAGCGCGGGCAAGUACUACAGCGUGAACGUGCCCCUGAAAGCAGGGAUGACCGACGAGAUGUACGUGUCGCUGUACAAGGACGUAGUGGCGAAGUGCGUAGAGGUUUACCAGCCGCGGGCGAUCGUGCUGCAGUGCGGCGCCGACAGCGUCGCCGGGGACCGACUAGGCUGUUUCAACUUAUCGACCAAGGGGCACGGCGCGUGCGUCGAAUGGACGCGCAGUUUGCAAAUACCGCUGGUGAUUCUAGGCGGAGGCGGCUACACGAUCAAGAACGUCGCGCGCACGUGGCUGUACGAGACAGCUGUUGCACUGGGCAAAGGCGCCGAAAUUAGCGAGGAAAUACCGCGUAACGAGUACUACCAAUAUUACGGGCCGAACUUCCAGCUGCACCUCAGUCCGAAUCCGGAAUUGGCUAACAAAAAUUCAGAGCACUACUGCAACUGCAUCCGCGAAAAAAUUUUCCAGCACUUCGUACAGACGUUCGGCUGUUCGCACAACGUAGCGGACGGCGAAACUAUGCAGGGCGUGCUGAAAGCGCACGGCUUCAGCGUGGUGUCCGAGUUGGCAGACGGCGACGUGGUUGUCGUAAACUCGUGCACGGUGAAGAACCCGAGCGAGUCUUCGGCUCUGAAUCUCGCGACGACGUGUCGCGCAGGCGGCAAAUUCGUCGUGCUGGCGGGCUGUGUAGUGCAGGCGGACGUGCACAACCGUGCGCUCGCCGGCUUCAGCUGCAUCGGCGUACAGCAGUUAGGUCAGAUCGGCGAAGCCGUGCUGGAGACGAUGAAGGGCACGGUGUAUCGGUGUGUCGCGCAGCGGCCGAACGCUUCGACGCUCACGCUGCCGCACCUGCGCCGCAACGCGCUAGUGGAGAUCAUUCCGAUUUCCUCUGGCUGUUUGGGCAACUGCACGUACUGCAAAACGCGCUUUGCGCGCGCGCAGCUGCGCAGCUUUCACCCGGCAGAAAUCGUGCAGCGCGUAAAGUCUGCCGUGGCCGACGGCGUGCAGCAGAUCUGGCUGACGAGCGAAGACACGGGCGCAUGGGGAUUGGACAUCGGCCUGAACCUGGCGCACCUGCUCUACGAAAUUGACGACGCGCUGGUCGCGACGGAACCGCUCACGGAGAAGUGCGUGAUGGUGCGCAUCGGCAUGACGAACCCGCCGUACAUUCUGGACCAGCUGCCCGAAAUUUGCGACGUGCUCAACCGUAAGCAUUGGUUUAAGUGGAUUCACAUUCCGGUGCAGUCGGGCAGCAACGCAGUGCUUGCGGCGAUGAACCGCGAGUACACGCGCGAAGAAUUCCUGCGCUGCUGCACAGCGCUCCGCGAGAACGUGCGCGGCAUCGUGGUCGCGACGGACUUCAUCUGCGGGUUCCCCGGCGAAACGGACGCGCAACAUGCGGAGUCGCUGUCACUGCUGGAAAACCUGCGGCUGCCCGUUGUGAACAUCUCGCAGUUCUACCCGCGGCCGGGCACCAUCGCGGCAGCCAUGAAGCGCGUACCGACGCCCACCGUGAAGCUGCGCAGCCGCGAGAUGACGAAAGCGUUCGCCUCGUACGAAACGUUUGACCCUCAUUGA